AUUCACGUCCCGUAUACCCGGGUCUGGGAUUUUAUCCCUGACAACUCCAAGAGGGCCUUCCAGCAGAGCCAUAUUGUCUACUUUGAAUUGGACCUCACCCAUCCCUAGACCAUCUCUGCUCUUACCAGUUGCCAGCUCCUGCCACAGGGCGAAAACCUUCAGGAUGUGCUCCCCAGGGACAUUUACCGCCGGCUCAAGCGCCACUUGGAAUACGUCAAGCUCAUGAUGCCUUCCUGGAUGACUCCAGACCAACGGGGCAAAGGCCUGUAUGCUGACUAUCUCUUCAAUGCCAUCGCAGGCAACUGGGAGAGGAAAAGGCCGGUAUGGGUCAUGCUGAUGGUGAAUUCUCUGACUGAGGUGGACAUUAAGUCACGUGGUGUACCUGUCUUGGAUCUCUACCUCGCCCAGGAAGCUGAACGCCUUCGAAAGCAGACCGGGGCAGUGGAAAAAGUAGAGGAGCAAUGCCACCCACUGAACGGCCUCAGUUUUUCUCAAGACCCAAAUUUCAUCAAUUCCACUCUGCCACCUCACGAACGCAUCACGGCUCAGGAGAUUGACAACUACUUCCGCCAGGAGCUCAUCUACAAGCGGAAUGAGAGGAUGGGCAAGAGAGAUAAAGAUCUACUGGAGGAGUAUCCAGACAAAAGUUUCUUCUUUGCAUUUGGAGCAGGUCAUUUCAUGGGCAACAAUACAGUGAUCGAUGUUUUGAGGAGAAAAGGAUAUGAAGUUGACCAUACCCCUGCUGGAGAUGCCACCAACAGUGGGAAGCAUCAGAAGGUGCUGUCUGCCCUCUCUUCAUCUUCCCCGGAAUACGCCUCCUACAUCAUCUCUCAGGAGCUCCACUCUCCCCAGCAACAUCCGCAGAAAGAGGAGGAGGAAGAGGAGGAGCUGCUGCCUCAUUUGCUUCUGCCAGAAAGCAUUGACCUGCUGGAAAAAGGGGACAGGAAAUACAAAAAGAAGAAAAAGAAGCAGCAGAAGAAGCAGCGCUUGCGCCAGUUCAAUGACCUCUGGGUACGCAUCGAGGAAAGUACAACUGAUCCGCCUCCUCGGAUUCGUAUAAUUAAUGGGUACAUUACCGUCGAGCCGCAACCACGGGGCCACGGACGAUCCAGUCACAUCCAGACAGACACCAACUGCUCCAGUGGGCUAUUUCUGUUCUUCUCCACCAUGAUAUUGACUUUCGUGUUGCCCUCAGUGAUUAUACUGAUGUUGGCGUGAACCUUCCAUGUAGAACUGCAUAUUUUUAUCUUUUUUUCAAAGGAUCUGAGGUGAAGCGAGAAAAGAACAACUUUUCUGAAGGGCAGAUCAUCUAUAUGGAUUUUUUAUUUUUAUUUUUUGCCUCAUCCUUUUCCUGAAUCUGGACCAUUAACAUGAUUAACUGGUUUGACCGUGCCCAAUACAGAAGAUGUUUUUGAUGAAAGCCAUUCUUUAUCCUUCUCUUGCAGAAGAAUUCUUUCAUGUUAUCCCAUGAUGAUUUUGGGGAUGUAUAUGUAACAUAGCUGUUAUUUAGCUGUAUGAAACUGACUUGAAAACAAUUUGGGGGUUUGUUUGUUGUUUCUAUGUGGUCUCUUGUGGAUGCUAUAACGAGCUUUGAGCUUCUCAAAGCAAUAGGAACUUGGACUUGAAGGUAUUAAUUUGGCCAAAAUUGUACUGUUUGGAAUGAAGUGUUUUCUGCUCUUUUCAGAUCCACACAACCAUCUGUUUCAGUGUUAUCACUGCCUUUUCUGCCCCCAACCUCUGUACUCUUGGUACUUGUCGCUUUUUACUGGACCCAUUCCUGUGUUUUUAACGAUAGCUGAACACACACACACAGUCUUUAGGAGGUGAUGCUUUUCACAGGAGUUACCUUUUUCAUGUCAGGAAAAGCUUUGCCUCUUAAAUAUUGGUGUGUAUGCCAGCUCAAAAGCUUGCUCCUCUCUCCCGCGUAAUUUGAACCAUUUCUGAAAUAAGCAAGUGUUUUAUUUUUCCUGCCCUUUCCAAAGGGUUGCUAGAUCCUAGCCUGGAGCUAGUGACUAUCCCUUAAAAGAUUUUACAUGGGAUGCGGAUGCUGCGCCUCUUUUGUCUUGUUCCUCUUCUGGUCAUCUUGCCUAUUAGGCUUUCUACCUCCGUGAUCUGCCUAACCUUAAUUUUGCCUUGAAGCAGCUAUGGACAGAGGCAGGUUCAGGAGCCAAGUGGAUGAACCGGGUACUGGCAAAGCCUUAGAAAUCAUAAUACAACGGCGAUAAUAAAUAA
Molecule: messenger RNA, 2232 nt
Organism: Podarcis raffonei (Aeolian wall lizard)
Lineage: Eukaryota; Metazoa; Chordata; Lepidosauria; Squamata; Lacertidae
Product: metalloprotease TIKI1-like
Exons: 2
Coding region: 223-1218 (331 amino acids)
Biological process (GO): negative regulation of Wnt signaling pathway
Cellular component (GO): membrane
Molecular function (GO): metalloendopeptidase activity
Source: RefSeq, a predicted model, not a curated record